GCGGCCUAUUGGGCUAAGAUGCAAGUUGUUGUUACAUAGUUGUUACCAAGUUUCCUGCACAGCACUUGAACGUUGACUGGCAGGCACGUGGGUGGUGGACCCUAUAGUGGCCAGAAUGGGAACGUUUUCAAAACAUCCAUCCAUCUAAAAAGGAAAGUAUCAAAGUUAUCAGAUGUAUUUUAGUAUGUAGUGUCAUACGUUGUUGAUCGUCGAAUGUUGAGUAUAAACACCCGAACGCAUUUUUUGUGGGCGGAAACCUCCUGUACGCUUGAUGUUGCAUUCACCAAACAACAUACCAUCCAAAAUGUGACGUUGUACUGUACGCUAGCAUUUGGCGUAGUCUUCAACGCACGGUAGUAGCUUUCACUCAAAUGACUUUUAAAUGGCUACACUGUACAGCACUGUAUGUCGGUACUCAAAAUGUACGAAGACUAACAUUGUUUCCAUGUACUUUGUAACAAACCGCGCUUGAGUCGACUCUGCUUUGCAACCUCAGUGUUAUUUGUACCCGAAUCUAUUUGCCGCGACGUUUUUAAGCACACAUUUGAAAUGAACGAGGAAGACUUUUUGCAGAAAAUAAGGCUGGGGUUUGAAGAACUCUGUCGAGCUUUGAAUAUGGACGUGGAGGCGAGCAACGAAGCAUGGAGGAGUUACGAAAGCAUAAGCAAAAAAUACACAUUAGAGGGCAGUGACCUACACUGGCUGGCCUGUGCCAUCUAUGUGGCCUGUAGAACACCAGUACCAACAGUGGGUAAGGGUACUGCAGAGGGAAACUACGUCUCCCUGACCCGAAUACUACGCUGUUCAGAACAAAGCCUCAUUGAGUUCUUCAACAAGAUAAAGAAAUGGCAGGAUAUGGCCAGUCUUCCUCAGGACUUCCGCCAGAGCACGGAGAAGCUGGAGAGAAAUUUCACAGUUUCCGCUGUCAUCUUCAAGAAAUACGUCCCCAUCUUCAAAGCCAUAUUUAAGGCGCCCUCGGAUGAACCGCCCAGAGUCAACAGGAGCCGCAAACAGAGACGCCAUCCCUGCACCGUUACUGAAGUCUUCAACUUCUGCUGGAUUCUGUUUGUCCAUGCUAAAGGAAACUUCCCUAUGAUCAGUGAUGACCUGGUGAACUCAUACCAUCUCCUUCUGUGUGCUCUGGACCUGGUCUUCUCCAACGCCCUGCUCUGUAAUACCAGGAAGGAGCUUCUCAACACCAACUUCAAAGGCCUUCCUGAGGACUUCAGCAGUAAGGACUACAAGCCCACUGCAAGGCCUUACUGCUUCAUAGAGCAGCUGUGUGAACUGCAUGGUGGCCUGGUGCUGGAGGCCAAAGGGGUGAAGGAACACUUCUGGAAACCCUUCAUCAAUAGGCUCUUCCAUAAGAAGAUUCUCAAAGGGAAAGAAGAGAGCUUGACUGGCUUCUUAGAUCCUACGAAUUUUGGAGACAGUUUUGUGUCCAUGGGCCGUGUGUAUGAGGAGCAUGUUCUGGCCACUGGAGGUCUGGAUGAUAGGAUCUUUUUGGGAGAGGGGGCCAAUGAAGACAUUGGGGAGAACCAGGAUGCCUCAGCAUACAGACUCUACAGCAGUCAGACUGCCUCAGUCCUGAAGGUGUCCACUCCCCUGACGGGUCGUAAUUAUGUCCAGGACAACAGUCUGUGUACGCCCGUCUCUACUGCCAUGCAGAGUGUUGGUCGACUACACAGCCUGCUCACUGGACUGAAGCGCGGCCCCAGUCGGAGACUCACAGACUUACUGAGGGCGUGUGCCAGAGACCCCAGUGAGGUCAUCUCCACUAUGCUGAAGGACAUGUGUCAGCUCUUCUGCCAGCACUAUGAGGGCAAUGGGGAAGAGAACACAGGACUGGGGAAAGACAUCGUAGUGUACUUCCGCCUGGCGGAGGCGCUCUACUAUAAAACCCUGGAGGCCGUCAUUGACCAGGAGAAGAAGAGACUGGGCAACUUGGAUCUCUCUGGUAUUCUGGAGCAGGAUGUGUUCCAGCGCUCUCUGCUGGCCUGCUGUCUGGAGAUUGUCAUCUUCUCCUACCGACCCCCAGGGGACUUCCCACGAAUCAUACACAUUUUCCAGCUCCCUGCAUACCACUUUUAUAAGGUGAUCGAGGUGCUGGUGCGGGUGGAGCAGGGUCUGUUCAGGAAGGUGGUGAAGCAUCUGAACCAGGUGGAGGAGCAGGUUCUGGAGAGCCUGGCCUGGAGGGGGGGAUCCCCGCUGUGGGACAGCGUCAGGGGGACCAAGAACCAACCGCCAUCAUGCCAGGAGGUGAUGCCACCACAGCAUCUGGAGGAUGGGGACGGAGCCGCCCCUCUCAACCCCAACAACCAUGGUGGGAAAGGUGUGUCCACCUCCACCACCACCAUGUUGGACCGCUACAGCUGCUCCACCAUGGGCUCGGCCAGGAGACGGCUGUUUGUGGACGCGUCCUGCGACGCCCCCUCGGACCCCUCCACCACCACCCCUACUACCAACCUCAGGACCUCCCAGGCCAUCGUCACCACUACCAUCCCUGCUGGACAGACUGUGGUCACCAUGGCAACGGCCACAGUUACCGCUAACAACGGACAGACGGUCACCAUACCUGUGCAAGGAAUAGCCAAUGAGAACGGAGGCAUCACCUUCAUCCCUGUCCAGGUCAGUGUGACGGGACAAGGCACGGCCACGCUCCAGCCCCUGUCUGCCCAGUCCCUGACUGGCACUUUGACCAGCCAACCACAGACCACCACCACGCUGAACAGUCCCACUCUCCAGGGCAGCCACGCCGCCGGCAAGCCAAUCAAGAAGCCGGCCGCCCAGGGCCCGUCCAAUAACGGGCCUCAGAAAAAGAGUUCCCUCUCGCUGUUCUUCCGCAAGGUGUACCACCUGGCCAGUGUGCGUCUCAGAGACAUGUGUGCCAAGCUGGACAUCUCUAGUGAGCUGCGGAGGAAGAUCUGGACGUGUUUCGAGUACUCUCUGGUGCACUACACAGAGCUCAUGAUGGACCGACACCUAGAUCAGCUCCUCAUGUGUGCUGUGUACGUCAUGACCAAGGUGACCAAAGAGGACAAGUCCUUCCAGAACAUCAUGAAGUGUUACCGCUCUCAGCCCCAGGCCAGCAGCAGCGUCUACAGGAGUGUGUUGAUCUCAGGGAGGAAGAGACGUCACUCAGGAAGCAGUGAGGGAAAUGGACAGAGCUCUCCUACAGAGACCAGCCAUGAGGGAUGUGGAGACAGCAGCCCCGUACCCAUGCGUUCCACCAGCACCCCAUCCACCCCCACCCUGGCCCCCUCCACCUUCCUCUCCCCGUCCUCAUCCCUCCCUCCCUCCCAGCAGCAGGAUGAUGAAGGGGGAGUGGUGGUGGGGGGGGAGCAGGAGGAGCGAGGAGACCUUAUCCACUUCUACAACCAGGUCUACAUCAAACAGAUGAGCCACUUUGCCCUGCGCUACUCGCCCAGCUCAUCCUCUGCAGGGCUAGAGUCUCCUCCCCUGUGCCUGUACCCCUCCCUGAGGACCAGCUCCCCUCGCAGGGUCCUCCUGUCCCACAACCACUCCAUCUAUAUCUCCCCCCAUAAGGCUAGUGACAGCCUCCCCACCGCUACCGCACAGGACAAGAUAUUGUACUACAUCUGCAGCGGCCCAGCCAACCGCCUGGCGGAGAUCAACAGUAUGAUCCGCACCGGGGAGACGCCCACCAAGAAGCGCAGCAUGCAACUGGAAGAGGAGCCAUCCCCCAAGAGGUUGUGUCCGGACAACCAGACAGCCCUCGUCCGCAGGCUACAAGACGUGGCCAAUGAUCGUAGCUCCUCCCACUAAGGUUGAACACACCCUCUUCAGAACACACCACUGGCUGAAGUCGGUAGUCACCAUACUAGACUGCCAUGUUAGAAAAAAAUAAACGGGCAACAUCAUCAAUAUCAAAAUUGAUGAGGAUACAUGUGUAUUCCAUAAAGGAUAAGAUCUUCUAGUCUAAGGUUAGUAUGAUGGUUUAAGUUCAGAGUUAGCCUAGUGGUUGGUAGUUAAACAUCAGAUUUUAGGUUACUUCCAUCUAUUCUAGCAUGGCCAGAUUGUGAGUCCCUUAACACCAUAUUUUUCUAUAUACACCGAGUGCACAGAAUAUUAGGAACACCUUCCUAAUGUUGAGUUGCACCCCCCAUUUUGCCCUCAAAACAGUCUCAAUUCGUUGGGGCAUGGACUACAAGGUGUCGAAAGCAUUCCAAAGGGAUGCUGGCCGAUGUUGCCUCCAAUGCUUCCCACACUUGUGUCAAGUUGGCUGGAUGUCCUUUGGAUGGUGGACCAUUCUUGAUACAAGAAAAAUCCCGGCAGCGUUGCAGUUCUUGACACACUCAAACUGGUGCGCCUGGUAUCUACUACCAUAACCCGUUCAAAGGCACUUAAAUACACAAUCCACAUCUCAAUUGUCUCAAUGCUUAAAAAUCCUUCUUUAACCUGUCUCCUCCUCUUCAUCUACACUGAUUGAAGUGGAUUUAACAUCAAUAAAGGAUCAUAGCUUUCAUCUGGAUUCCCCUGGUCAGUCUAUGUCAUGGAAAGAGCAGGUGUUCUUAAUGUUUUGUACACUGUGUAUGUCCAGAGUCAAAUGAAUGUAUUUUGUCUAGAAUACACAGCAAUUACAGAAUGGACUGCCAUUGUUGUGGAGCUUUGCAAGUUUGCAUAUAUGGUGGAGUAUAAUUCAAAAUCACAUGCAUUUUGAAGUGUAUUCUAUCAGUGUUACUAACUUGCUCAUGCCCACAAUUUAGCUGUUCGAUAUACUAUGAAGGAAUUCCUUUCAGUGUUUUGAUAUUCUUCUUGAGACAAAAUCCAUCAUUACACUCAUAUUCAGUAUGUAUUUAGGAUUUCAUAUCUCAGAAGUUUAUAAGAUUAGUUUUUUAAUGAGUUGCGUCAGAAGAGAAGAAAGCACUUAACAAUGACCAACCAUGUUCUUAAAAUAUUUUGUACAUUGUUUGGCCUUGAGUACAUGCAAGCAUUUCAAAUAAGUAUUUUUAAAGCUUUUGUAACACCAGAGAACAUUACAUGGUGUUGUCAACUCUGACGGCUUUCUUUUCCAAAGUCUUUGAGCUUAAUUUUAUGUUGUUGUUUUGUGCAUCAUUUUUUUAACUAGGCAGGUCAGUUAAGGACAAAUUCUUAUUUACAAUGACAGCCUAGAAAAAGUGGGUUAACUGCCUUGUUCAGAGGCAGAACAACAGAUUUUUACUUUGUCAGCUCAGGGAUUCAGUCUUGCAACCUUUUGGUUACUAGUCCAACACUCUAACCACUAGGCUACCUGCCGCCAUAACAUAUUUAUGCUAUUUUUCUAACUUUAGAUAUGUUAGCAAGAAACGGUAACUUUCCAUUUUAGCAAUGACGAUACUUAAUAGUAGAAUCACUGACAACAAUAUUUAUUUUCUCUCUCAUGUAGCUUCCAUUAAUUAUAAGGUAAUACUUUUAGUAUCCAAUACAUUUUAUAAUUGUGUUGUUAGUCACAAUGGCAUGUUAUCGUUUUGUUGAUCAGCAACUUAAAAGUCAUGGCAAAUGUCUUUGUCUGAACAUUGUUGUAAAAUAAAUAAAAAAUAAAGCAUAUUAUUUUAUCGUA
Messenger RNA from Salmo salar (Atlantic salmon), 5560 nucleotides. RefSeq names its product retinoblastoma-like 2 (p130) (gene rbl2). Gene Ontology annotation, cellular component: chromatin; transcription regulator complex; nucleus. The record is from RefSeq and is a predicted model, not a curated record. Lineage: Eukaryota; Metazoa; Chordata; Actinopteri; Salmoniformes; Salmonidae. Gene Ontology annotation, biological process: cell differentiation; negative regulation of G1/S transition of mitotic cell cycle; regulation of transcription by RNA polymerase II. Gene Ontology annotation, molecular function: RNA polymerase II transcription regulatory region sequence-specific DNA binding.